AACAUCCCUAGCACCUCUCAACCAGUCCCCUUCAUCCUCUCUUCUCUCAAAAAUGUUCGCUCGCCUCUUCGCUGUUGCCUCCCUCGUUGCCCUCGCUGUUGCCGAUGGCCAGUGCAACACCGGCAGCAUCUCGUGCUGUGAGAGUACUACCUCCACCAGCAACUAUAACAGUGCCGCCAAGUUACUGGGUCUUGUACCCGUUGUUGCUGAUGUUGCUGCGGUCGUUGGGCUCAGCUGCAGCGGCGUCACCGUUGUCGGCACCAGCUCUGGCUGUGAAGCUAACCAGGAGCCUCUGUGCUGUACCGACAACAAAUAUAACGGUUUGGUUAACCUUGGCUGCACACCUAUCAACGUCGGCGCCUAGACCCUCAGCAUGCUCUUGGUGGACAGUUGAUU
Messenger RNA from Suillus paluster, 396 nucleotides. RefSeq names its product hydrophobin. The record is from RefSeq and is a predicted model, not a curated record. Gene Ontology annotation, cellular component: fungal-type cell wall. Lineage: Eukaryota; Fungi; Basidiomycota; Agaricomycetes; Boletales; Suillaceae. The coding region runs from base 53 to 364 and encodes 103 amino acids. Gene Ontology annotation, molecular function: structural constituent of cell wall. The transcript has 3 exons.